Molecule: messenger RNA, 2805 nt
Organism: Aspergillus tanneri
Lineage: Eukaryota; Fungi; Ascomycota; Eurotiomycetes; Eurotiales; Aspergillaceae
Gene: SPA2
Product: putative cell polarity protein
Exons: 3
Coding region: 1-2805 (934 amino acids)
Cellular component (GO): cell cortex of growing cell tip; actomyosin contractile ring
Molecular function (GO): MAP kinase scaffold activity
Source: RefSeq, a predicted model, not a curated record
AUGAAUGGUCACUCAGGGGCCAUGUCACCGGUCUCCGUGGACGGUAGUGACUGGUCAGGAAUCAACCAAUAUCAGAAAACCGAUGCGCCCUUCUCCCCGACCUUCUCGAACCGCGACAAUCUAGCCACCCCUCCCACCUCCGGGGCUCCCAGUGCUCCCAACAGUGUGCCCAAUGGAAGUUCAUCCAGCCAGAUGAGCGACUCGGGGAACCCGUCGCCUCCGAGCUCGGUGGCUGCGCGAUCCAGCGAUGGCACGUUGGCCGAUCAGCGCAGCAAGCGACACAAGAGGAUGGAGGAACUCCUGGGACAGCAUUAUGUCGCCCUGAGACGGUUUCUGCAAAUGUCCUAUCGGGAUGACCGAGGGAAUAGCAAAUCCAGUAAAGCCCGGGACAAAUUGCUCCGUCUCUCGGCCACCCAGUUCCACGAGCUGAGUACCGAUGUCUAUGAUGAACUGCUGCGCCGCCAGCAGUCCGCGCCCUCCCCGUCACGACCCUCUCGUCCCGAUGUUCCUCCGUUUCUGCCUCCCCGAAAAGAUUUCCAUGAGAAGCGCAACCAGGCGCGUCAGAAAUUGGCCUCCCUGCAGCACCAACGCUUUAGGGAUCUCGCCACCGAUGUUUAUUGCGAGCUGGAGCGACGAUUCCCUCAGUUUCCCGCCAGGGAAUCCCGCAGGGCCAGCCCUGCUCCCAGUGCCCGAAGUCGUCCGUCGAACGGCUACCCGCCCGGUCCGUAUGGCCCCGGGUUUCCUCCGCCUCCGGGAAGCCGACGUUCGCAAUCUCGGGGCCCGCCGCGGGGGAGGGGAUAUACAUCUGGGGGCCCUCCGGGCGGGUCCUUCCCUCCGCGACAAGGAUCUCUGGGUGGACUGACCCCGUCGGUGAAUGGAGAUGGUCCUAUGGCCAAGUCCUUCCAGAGUAACACGAUGGUUCCAAACAAGAGCACCAUGGUGGAGGAUGACGAUGAUAUGGCCGGGAUGGACGAUGACUAUGACGCGCGGAGUGAUGCUUUUGCUCUCGACGCGGUCCUGCAGAGUAGACGCGGGACUACAACGACUCUAGGAGAUGGGGACAGGAAGUUGUUGGCAGACACCCAAUCUCAGGUUUCGACGUUGCAAGACAAAGUAAACAAACUCGAGGAAUUGCUGAAAACCAAGGAUGAAGAAAUCGCCAAACACCAGGGCAACCACGGCGAAAUGAGCAAGCUGGAGGAGUUGAUCAAGUCGAAAGAUGAGGAGAUUAGCCGAUACCAGGAGGAGCAGGAUAAGUCUCAGAUUAGUACCUUUGAACGGCAGGAAUGGGAAGACAUCAAAAUGGAACUGGAAAGCAAAAUCUCCAAAGCAGAAAACUUGAAUAGUUCGCUGCAGCUGGAGCUGGACAAGGUCCGGAUGGAACAGGAGGCGAUGGAAAAGGACCUUCGAACCCAGAUCGAUGCGGCCUCCCAGCAGGGUGCUGGCGAUGCUGAGCUGCAGGCCCGCUUUGCUGAUCUGGAGGUCAAGCACCGCGGAUUGCAGAGUGAACUGCAAGAACAACAGCAGGUGACGGAGGAGGUUCGUCGCGAGGCUGCCGGUUUCCUGAUGGAAAUGAGGGCCUUGUCAGAGCAAAGCCAUUCCAGGUGGGAGCAUGAGGAACGGCUCUCUGGUGAAGUCCACCGGUUAGAGGAGGAAAUCAAGCAGUGGAAGAGUCGAUAUGCCAAGGCGAAAUCCCAGCUCCGCCACCUCCGGGCAUCUUCAGCAGGCAUUUCGGAGACCAUUCCUGACGCCAACACUGUUGCCAGAGAUAACGAACUCUUGCAUGAGAAUGGGUUGAUCAAGGAUAUUCAUGUGACCAAAUUCCAGAUAUCCAUCGACGAGCUCCUCCGCGUUGCACGAUUCGACGAUCAUCAGCUUGUCAUGCAACAGAUCAAGGCAGUUGUCAUCGCGGUCCGCCAUCUACUGCGUGAUGUCGAAGUGUCUUCGGAUCUGGACGAUGGGCCGUCAGCUUUGCGCGGUAAGGCUACACGCAAAGUGUCCGCGACGGCGAAUAAUUUGAUCACAGCAUCUAAGAACUUUGCCAGUUCGAGUGGUCUUUCCCCUGUUUCUCUCCUGGAUGCCGCAGCUUCGCACCUGUCAACAGCGGUCAUUGAGCUUCUUCAUCUAGUGAAGAUCCAGGCCAGUCCUGCCGGUGACUUGGAUGAAGACGAGGAAGAACAACAUACCCAGAUGAAAUCUCCAGACUACUUCAGCGUUGCUCCCAGCCAGAGGAGAUUGAGCAAUAACGGAUCUGUCUACAGCGCCAUGAGCCCACCGUCCAACCAUUCUGGGAACCCGACAGAUGCUCACAUUGGAGUGUCGGAGCAUGUUCCCAAUGGCGUGAACAACGUGAAGGUUAACUAUGUGGUGCAACCUGAAGAUCAUGAGCUUCAGGAACUCAAGCUUUACGUCGAAGAUCAAACCGAUGGCCUUGUCCAAUCCAUCCAGGCUCUUGUUGCCAGCAUUCGAGGGGAGGAGGGCCUGACUACUAUCCGCACCCACGUGUCCGCUAUUUCUUCGGUCGUGACAAAUGUUGUGUCGUCUGCAGAGCAUUUUAUCCACAAACCCGACAUCAGCCCAGUGCUUAUGGACCGCGCUGGGUCGAUCAUCGAGACCCUGGAUUACCAUCGGGGCCGCCUACUGAAAACCGCAGCUGAGGGCAAAGGCGCGUCCUACGAUGAGAUCUUCCACAAUGUCACCAAUAAACUCCCUCCUAUUGCCUUUGAAAUCGCCCGGGUGACAAAGGAACUUGUGCAGCGGUUAGAUCGUACGGACUACGAUGACACCGAGGAUGAUUUCCGAUAG